This is a messenger RNA of Drosophila subpulchrella, 1849 nucleotides long. It is a transcript of the gene Ugt317A1, whose product is annotated as UDP-glycosyltransferase UGT5. The coding region runs from base 26 to 1684 and encodes 552 amino acids. NCBI's taxonomy places the organism in Eukaryota, Metazoa, Arthropoda, Insecta, Diptera, Drosophilidae. Gene Ontology annotation, molecular function: UDP-glycosyltransferase activity. The transcript has 4 exons. The record is from RefSeq and is a predicted model, not a curated record.
UGUAUUGGGGUCUGGUGGCAAUCUCAUGUGCCACACAUGUUCCAGUGACCACAGAAUUCUGGACGUAUUUCUUAGAUUAUAUUCCCGAGAGCAAUCAGAAUCUCAAUGGAAUCGUUGGAUCUUGCUGGCUCUUUUUGGUCUAGUGCUGGGUCAGACUUCUCAGGCAGCCAAGAUCCUAGUCCUGUUUCCCCAUGCCAAUGAGGGUCACUUUGCGGUAAUGCGAACUCUGGUGACGGAACUGGCCAGUCGAGAACACAUAAUUGAAGUUUAUACGGGUCAUGGGUUGGGAGAAUCCCUAGAAAAUGUUACGGAAACGGUGAUAGCUGAAUAUCCCUUUUGGAGCGAGUUGCAAAAACAUGCGGCUCCCAAGGGAAACCUCGCAGAUCUUGGUCGUCUACCCACUGAGAACCUUCGCCAGUCGUUGGCCAGCGUGGGAGCCCGUGCCCUGGAUCACUUUCUCGCCCAAGAGCCCAUCCAGAAAUUGAUUAAGAUGUCCUACCUUGAGUUUGACUUUGAUGUGAUCCUAGUGGAUUACUUCUACACAGAGGCUCUGUUGGCAUUGGGGACACUUCAUCAGAGGCCUGUUGUUGGGAUCAUUUCCACAGAUUUUGGCAACUAUAUGGAUGCUGUCCAGGAGGCACUGGUUCCCGCCGCCUGUACCCCCAUCGAUAUUGAGCGGGAUUUGCCCCAGUUGGGCUUCUCCGAGCGACUUGGAAAUAUCCGGGAAUGUAUUGCCCGCAGGAAGGGGUUCAUCAAGGAUCACUACGGCGGUCAGGAGCAACUGGUGGUCAAGUACUUUAAGCUGCAGCACUCCAUCCCCGAACUGCAGGCCAGCCAGCUAUCGGUGCUUCUGCUAAAUAGUCAUGUGCCCUUGAUGACUCCCAAAGUUAGUAUCCAGCAGAUCGUUCCCGCUGGUGGUCUUCAUAUCCGGGGUCCUAAGGAGCUCCCCUGGAAUGUGAAGCGCUUUCUGGACGAGGCGCGUCCUGGAGUUAUUUACGUACAGCUGGGAAAUGAACAGCCGUGUGGCCAGUUAGCCAAGGACAAACUGGAUACCCUGUUUGCCUUCUUUUCCUCCCGAAAAGAGGGCAUCAUCUGGACCUGUCACGAUGUGAAGAAGCUGGAUGGUUUGCCUAAGAAUGUGAUGAUCCAGCAUGCAGUGCCGCAAAUCGAUAUCCUGGCGCAUCCAAGGGUCAAGGUCUUCCUGACCAAUGGGGAUCUUCUGAACCUGCAGGAGGGCAUCGUGAGGAAUGUGCCCAUUUUGGGAUUGCCUCUCUUCCAGCAUGAAAGGCGGAACAUGGAGUUGGCUGUGCGAUUGGGAGUGGGACUGCCGCUGGAGGAGGGAAAUGUGACGACCAACUCCCUAAACUGGGCAGUGGAUAGACUGCUCAAGGAGUCACACUUCCAGUUGACGAUUCGUGAUGUGUCCCUGGAGUUCAGGGACCGUCCUCUUGGCGCCCUGGCCAGCGCUCUCUUCUGGGUGAACUACGUUGCCCGGCACAAGGGAGGAGCAGCUUUGAAGACCCGUGGAAUCGGUAUCUCCUCCUGCCAUCUGCACUUGUUCGACCUCUUUGUGUUCUAUGCCGGAAUCGCUACUCUUGUUGUAACCUUGCUGGCGGCCCUAAGCUAUGGGGGCUUUUAUGUUUGGAAUAAGAAGAACAAUUCAAAGUUAACCAAAGUAAAUUAAGAUUUAUGUAUGAAACUAAAGUGCAUACAAUGCAGUUUUUAAUUGUAAUAUGAAUUGGCAUUCCCAAACAUAUCAAAAAAGUAAAUGCUGAAUCUGCAGAAAGCUUGUUUGUGUCAUUCAAGAACCUCAAUAUGGUUUAAUAAAAUUUCAUGUGAUUUUUCCUCA